AUGUACGAUGUUUUGAGAAGGGUAGAUUUGCUGUUAACGCCUACCGGGACGGGAGCUGCUCCUCGUUUCUCGGAUCACUACAAAGGACUGCCCGCUAUCUCGGUUCCAUGUGGAUCCAGUGCGGACAACCUUCCGAUUGGAGUUCAACUGAUAGGCGAUCUUUUGCAAGAUAGACUUGUAUGCGAUGUUGCUUAG
Messenger RNA from Ostertagia ostertagi, 195 nucleotides. The record is from the annotation of a GenBank genome assembly. Lineage: Eukaryota; Metazoa; Nematoda; Chromadorea; Rhabditida; Trichostrongylidae.